Oncorhynchus masou masou (cherry salmon) is the source of this 2626-nucleotide messenger RNA. Its product is annotated as 14-3-3 protein zeta-like. Gene Ontology annotation, cellular component: cytoplasm. The transcript has 6 exons. The record is from RefSeq and is a predicted model, not a curated record. The coding region runs from base 248 to 1000 and encodes 250 amino acids. Lineage: Eukaryota; Metazoa; Chordata; Actinopteri; Salmoniformes; Salmonidae. Gene Ontology annotation, biological process: signal transduction; intracellular protein localization.
UCCAUCUAGCAGGUCUGGUUGAAUUUCACGGCUGCUGUUUUUUUUGCUCUGCUUCAUACCAAUCUCACAGCAGAUCAAUUCGGAGGAACACAUCGGGACCUUAGAAGGUUUUUGGUGGAAUACUGCGCAGCAUCCGCUACUCUAUUGUUUAGCGCCAUCUUCAAGUCCCUCUUGCAUUCCUGGACUCCUAUUGUUUUUAACCCGUCCGUGACAAAUCUAGCUAAGGUUACACACUAAAGAAUAAACAAUGGAUAAAGCGGAGCUUAUUCAGAAGGCCAAGUUGGCGGAGCAAGCCGAGCGCUACGAUGACAUGGCCGCCUCGAUGAAGGAGGUAACGGAACAGGGGGGCGAGCUGUCAAACGAGGAGAGGAACCUGCUAUCUGUCGCAUACAAGAACGUGGUCGGAGCACGGCGGUCGGCAUGGAGGGUCAUCUCCAGCAUCGGACAGAAGACGGAGGGAAGCGACAAGAAGCUCGCAAUGGUCAACGAAUACCGGGAGAAGGUGGAGGGCGAGCUGAGAGAUAUCUGCAACGAUGUACUGGAACUGCUGAAUAAAUAUUUAAUUGAGAACUCCACAAAUGCUGAAAGCAAAGUCUUCUAUCUUAAGAUGAAGGGCGACUACUAUAGAUACCUUGCCGAAGUCGCCUCUGGGGAUGACAAAACAGCAACCAUAGAGCACUCACAGGAGGCGUACCAGCAGGCGUUUGACAUCAGCAAGAAGGAGAUGGACCCCACGCAUCCCAUCCGCCUGGGCCUGGCCCUCAACUUCUCAGUCUUCUUCUACGAGAUCCUCAACUCUCCAGAGAAAGCCUGCUCACUGGCCAAACAGGCAUUUGAUGACGCCAUUGCAGAGCUGGACAAACUGAACGAGGAGUCAUACAAAGACAGCACUCUCAUCAUGCAGCUGCUCAGAGACAACCUGACAUUAUGGACAUCCGACAACGCGCCUGAGGAAGGCGAGGCUGGAGAAGCCGGCGAAGCCGGAGAGAAUGAGAACUGAAACUCACACAGGGUCAUCUCUCUCAAAAAAAAAACCUUUUUACACAUCUCCAUUCCUGUAUUGCUCCACUUAAAGUCUUUUAGCAAUGAAACCAUUACUGAACAAAAGCUGCAUGUGGAAAUUCCAAAAUAAUUUGGCUUUUCACGUUGCAGCUUUUGUGCAAAUAAAAGAAAGAAAAAUAUUGAUUGAGGGGGGGGUGAAACCUCCAUUCCUUGGUUUGUUUGUCCUGACCUUCCAUACGUGCAGUUUCUCCUGUUAGAAAAGUAUUAAUAGCUUCUUUUUAUCAAUGUUUUAGUCCAAAUUAGGGGAAAAAAUAAGACAUUCUAGGGCUUUUUGCUGAGCUACUGAAUCUUAGUCCCAUCAAAACACAAGGGGAGUUAAGGUGUUAGAACGGGUGUCUGUUAAGCAAAUUCAAUGAAUUGUUCCCUCACCCUCCAUAGGCUUGUUCUCUAUUUCUCCACAUGGAUAUCCUGUAUGGUUACUGCUGCUGACGUCCUCCACACGGUUAUCUUGUAUGGUUACAGCUGCUGACAUCCUCCAUGCGGUUAUCUUGUAUGGUUACAGCUGCUGUGACGUCCUCCACGCAGUUAUCUUGUAUGGUUACAGCUUCUGACGUCCUCCACGCGGUUAUCUUGUAUGGUUACUGCUGCUGACAUCCUCCACGCGGUUAUCUUGUAUGGUUACAGCUGCUGUGACGUCGUCCACGCGGUUAUCUUGUAUGGUUACUGCUGCUGACGUCCUCCACGCAGUUAUCUUGUAUGGUUACUGCUGCUGUGACGUCCUCCACGCGGUUAUCUUGUAUGGUUACUGCUGCUGUGACGUCCUCCACGCAGUUAUCUUGUAUGGUUACUGCUGCUGACGUCCUCCACGCGGUUAUCUUGUAUGGUUACAGCUGCUGUGACGUCCUCCACGCGUUUAUCUUGUAUGGUUACAGCUGCUGUGACGUCCUCCACGCGGUUAUCUUGUAUGGUUACUGCUGCUGUGACGUCCUCCACGCGGUUAUCUUGUAUGGUUACAGCUGCUGUGACGUCCUCCACGCGGUUAUCCUGUAUGGUUACUGCUGCUGACGUCCUCCACGCGGUUAUCUUGUAUGGUUACUGCUGCUGUGACGUCCUCUACGCGGUUAUCCUGUAUGGUUACAGCUGCUGACAUCCAAUGUGAACAAGUGUAAUUGUUCCUUGCUGCAGGGAGGGCCAGUCAAUGAGCUUGGCACCAAGUAUCGCAGCCAGGUGAUUUCCAUUGGUUCCGAAAAUGUUUUUCCUCGCUCCCCCCUGGUUACGACAUUCACAAUAAAGCAUGUCUGGUUGAAGAGAAGAGGUGGGGGCUUUCUGAAGACCAAAACAAAAAUAAAUACUCCUACAUGCAUGUAAUUGAAUAGUACACUGGAAUGGGAACCAAUGCGCUAUACACACCAAGUCCAAAUGUCCAAUUUAGUACUUUUCAAUGCAGGUUUGUGCACGUGUUAAUUAACAAGGGUGUUUGGUUAGUCCAGUGAUUUGUCAUUAGAGAUUUGGACCAUUAUGUUUUUGCUAAUCAUCGAUUGUAGUUCCCAAAAGCCUCGUGGAAAUGUUAAUGCCCUAUGUUUCAGCUAUGUAACAUGAAUAAAAAUGAAAUUUUAUAAACCCA